Messenger RNA from Drosophila montana, 1547 nucleotides. It is a transcript of the gene pkm, whose product is annotated as Pinkman. The record is from RefSeq and is a predicted model, not a curated record. The transcript has 2 exons. NCBI's taxonomy places the organism in Eukaryota, Metazoa, Arthropoda, Insecta, Diptera, Drosophilidae. Bases 27 to 1259 code for a protein of 410 amino acids.
UUAAGGUCUGCUCACAGUACACAAUCAUGGAGCAACAGGAGGAUCUACCCAAUGCCAGCGUUCGUAAGACGCUGGAAGAGUUACUUGGCCGCAGCGACUAUACACUGGAGUUGGCGUGUGCCAAGGGCAAUAACUACUUGGGCAUAGUGUGGCGAAUACAAGUGGCAAAAGAGCAAAGCCUAGUCUUGAAGCUUCCACCCCAGAACUUAUUAAGACGCAAGCAGUUUUUUGCUCGGCCAUGCUUUGAGCGCGAAGCUAUGGCCUACGAAAAGUUCUUGCCGCUGGCCCGCAGUUUUCAGGCAGAGCGACAGGUACCGGAGCUAAAGCGCUUUUGCCACUUUGCACGAUGUUUCGCCAGUCGCCAGGAUGAGCCCAACGAGUGUAUUGUGCUGGAGGACUUGUGCCGUAAUGGCUACCAGAUGCACGAUCGCUUCGCGGACCUUACACCAGCUCACGUAUCGCUGGUCAUGUGCGCGUAUGCAAAGCUGCACGCAGUCACAUUGGCUGUUAAACACCAACAGCCUCAGAAGCUAUUGCCAUUUCAGAAACUGGUAGAUAUUUUUGAGGAGCGACGCACAGAUCACGUCCUAGGUGUCUAUUUUGAGCAGCUGAAGCAAAGCGCACUGAGCACACUAUGCCCGCAAAAAGAUGCUAUUUAUAUUAAGCGCCUACAGACUUUUUUUGGUCGGGGUAGUUAUUUCGAAAUGUUAUUGGAAUUACUUAAUGGUUCCAACUGUGAACCAUUUGCAGUGGUUUGCCACGGCGACAGUUGGAACAACAAUUUUCUCUACAGCUGCCAAGCGUGCACGAAACAGCCUUUAGAGGUCUGUCUUAUUGACUGGCAGCUAAUGCGAUAUGCCUCCCCGAUAACUGAUUUGGUCUACUUCUUAUUCAGCUGUACCACGCGAAAGUUUCGCAGGCAGCAUUACCAGCCAAUGAUUCAGUUAUACUAUGAGGAGUUGCGACAACAACUAACUAGACUGGGAGAAGUGGCAGAAGCUUUAUUUCCACUGACUGCUUUUAAGCAACAACUAAAGGAAAAGGGCGCUGUGGGAUUGCUGCUAGCCAUGAUGGUGCUACCAAUAGUGACCAUGCGUGGCGAGGAUGCGCCGGAUCUUCAAGUUAUUAGCGAGAUGGCAGAAGGCGGUGCCACCACCAGUUUGCACAGAGUUGGAUUUUUAGGAAUUGGCAAUGAGAUGUUGUACAAGCAACGAAUGCGUGAAGUCAUAUUGGAUUGUGCAGAUUAUAACUAUAUUUAGAUGUUUCAGUUGCUUACCAAUUGCUCCUGCAGCUGCUGCAACCGAUGACUCAGUUGCGGGGACAGCUUCACUUGUUUGGCACUCUUAGCAAAGCGCAGCGUGGAGAUAGUUUCAGACAGAUCAGAAGCAUGUGGACUUACGCAAGUCAGCAAAGUUAAAUAAGCACCUGCACUGAGAGAGUCUGCAAAUAAAAAUAUGAUUCGCGCGCCUUAAUUUAAAAAAAUACUAAAUACCAAUGUUGUCGAUAAAUUUGCAUUUCUAUUAAAGCCCUUUUUAUUUUUAAGGCUA